GCCCUUUUCACCCCUUCUCCCCUUCUCCUUAAAUACUCCUCCACCCUCCCUCAACCUUUUCACCUUAUUCACACACUCUCUCAACUUCCCAUUUCCCAAAAAAAAAACACACCAUAGACAUAGAGACGAACAAAACCCAACUCAACCCAAUGAAGGAAAUCACCACCACCACCAGCCCCACUUUGCUCCUGCUCGCCGCUCUGCUCGCCGCGGCCACGCUCUGUGGCGGCACUCUUCCCGAGGCCCCCAAGUCCACCCCCUCCGCCGAGGCCGGCAAACCCAAGGGCGGCGGCGGCGGCGGCGUGAUACCCGGAUUCGGAGCUCGAGGAGGCGGGUACGGGAUACCCGGAUUCGGAAACGACGGGUGGGGCAACGGCGUGGGGGGCGGGUACGGCUCCGGCUUCGGCGGCCCCUCUGGAGGGUACGGCAAGGGGGGGAUCGUGAGGUCUUCGACGGUGUGUAAGGACCCGGGGCCGUGCCACGGGAUGAAGCUGACCUGCCCGGCGAAGUGCUUCACCUCCUACAGCCGCCACGGCAAGGGUUUCGGGGGCGGCGGCGGCGGCGGGGGGUGCAGCCUCGACUGCAAGAAUUGUAAGGCUUAUUGUUAAGAAGGAAACAGGUGGGCGGAGAUAGAUCGGCGCCGGUGACUGGUAUUCGGUACCGCCAAAUUAACUACUAGCUGAUUAAAAUUAGCUCCUGUGUACUGACGGAUUAUGGUACUAGGGUUAUUGUGUCGGGACGACUUAUUAUGAUAUUAUAUAUAUUGUGUUAUGUUAUAUUACAUAUAUAUAUAUAUAUAUAUGCUAUAUAGUAUUUAUAUAUAAAUAUAUAUGAGUAUAUUUAAUAUUGUGUAA
Malania oleifera is the source of this 854-nucleotide messenger RNA. RefSeq lists its product as uncharacterized. NCBI's taxonomy places the organism in Eukaryota, Viridiplantae, Streptophyta, Magnoliopsida, Santalales, Ximeniaceae. The record is from RefSeq and is a predicted model, not a curated record. The transcript has a single exon. Bases 150 to 608 code for a protein of 152 amino acids.